Messenger RNA from Erinaceus europaeus (western European hedgehog), 1182 nucleotides. It is a transcript of the gene CA6, whose product is annotated as carbonic anhydrase 6. Gene Ontology annotation, molecular function: zinc ion binding; carbonate dehydratase activity. The record is from RefSeq and is a predicted model, not a curated record. NCBI's taxonomy places the organism in Eukaryota, Metazoa, Chordata, Mammalia, Eulipotyphla, Erinaceidae. The coding region runs from base 4 to 1044 and encodes 346 amino acids. The transcript is spliced from 9 exons.
CCAAUGGAAGGCCCUCCUCCUCCAACAAGGGGUUUUAUGCCCUGCAGCACCAUGACACCCCUGAUCCUUGUGCUGUCACUCUUCCUCCUGGGAGUCCAGGCUCUGCAUGGGUCUCAAUGGACCUAUUCAGAGGGGACUCUGGAUGAAGAGCACUGGUCAAGUGAGUACCCCACUUGUGGGAAGAAGAAACAGUCUCCAAUCAAUGUGCAGAGGAGCAAGGUGCAGUACAACCCAAACCUGAAGCCUCUGAUCCUGGUGGGGUAUGAAGCCCAGAAUGCCCCAUUCACCAUGAUCAACAAUGGCCACACAGUGCAGAUCUCACUGUACCACACCAUGCACAUGAUAGUUCCUGAUGGCACCAGGUACAUAGCUCAGCAAAUGCACUUCCACUGGGGAGAUGCAUCCUCGGAAAUUAGCGGUUCUGAGCAUACCAUCGAUGGGACCAGAUAUGUGGCUGAGGCUCAUCUGGUUCACUACAAUUCUAAGUAUCACAGCUUCGAAGAAGCCCAAAAUGCACCAGAUGGGUUGGCUGUGCUGGCAUUUUUUUUAAAGAUCCAGGAAUAUUCUGAAAACCUGUAUUACUCCUCCUUCAUUUCUCACUUGAAUAGUAUCAAAUAUCCAGGUCAAAGCACAGUUAUAGAAGGUCUUAACAUUAUGGACAUGAUGCCCCAUAACCCUCAACACUACUACACCUACACAGGCUCACUAACCACUCCUCCUUGUACUCAGGACAUCAGCUGGUUUCUGCUGGCAGAUGCUGUCUUAAUCUCCAUAACACAGGCUCGCAAUUUAGAAAGUACUCUACAGGAUCAUAGUAACAAAACCCUUCAGAAUAAUUACCGCACGACUCAGCCCCUGCACAACAGAGUGGUGGAAUCCAACUUCAAGAUUCUAUUUAACCAACACUCUGAGUACCCAGUGUUAAAUGGGAUCUACAAUAAACUCAAGACCUUGAGGAAAUUGGAAAAACAGAAGAAAGAAAAGGGACAAGAAAAGAAAGAGAAAAGCAGCAAAGAGAGAAAGUCAAAGGUGAAGCACAACUGAAAACAGUGGCCUACCCCAGGCCACACCCUACACUAUACUCCAAGGAGCCUCCUUUCAAAUUAUGCCAGUUAAUCUGUCUAAAUCAUAAACCUGUCUGAAUUUUCCUUUAGUAUGUAGAUGUAGUAAAGUAAUGUUGGA